This is a messenger RNA of Spodoptera littoralis (African cotton leafworm), 741 nucleotides long. The record is from the annotation of a GenBank genome assembly. NCBI's taxonomy places the organism in Eukaryota, Metazoa, Arthropoda, Insecta, Lepidoptera, Noctuidae.
AUGACAGACGUCGCGAAAAAGGUACAAGACUACAAGGAUUCUCUAAAGCAGAAAGCCGAGCAUCUGAUUAUCAAAGGAUUUCCAGAGAAGAUCGUAAAAUUGAAUGAACUUCUAGAAACAUCAAAUUUCCAGAAUCGCGAUUUAGCUGAUGUACAUCAGGACUUAAACAUUCCAGUGCCACCUCCUGCAUCAGCAGCGAAUGAGCCAAAUGCCAAACGUCCACGAGUGGACUCAUCAGAGGUGUCGAGCAACUCGACUCUGCAUGAGGGCACACGAGUGUACGCCCUGCCUAAUGGUACAGUGCCAUGCAACAAGCCGCUUAGUGACCUCAUUCAUCUUGUAAAACCACACAUUAGGGAACUGGUUGAAGAUUCAAACUUGCUGAAAAUGUGGAUAUCAUUCAUGAUUCCUAAAAUUGAAGAUGGCAACAACUUCGGUGUAUCAAUACAGGAAGACACACUUGCCGAGAUACAGUCCGUGGAGUCGGAGGCCGCCGCCUUCUUUGACCAAAUCUCACGAUAUUUCAUUUCGCGGGCGAAGAUCGUGUCUAAGGUCGCUAAAUACCCACACAUUGAUGACUACAGGAGAGCUGUCCGAGAGCUGGACGAGAAGGAGUACCUGUCCCUUUGGCUAGUGAUGUGCGAAAUCCGUAACCGUUACUGUUCACUUCACGACAUUGUCAUCAAGAACUUGGAGAAGAUUAAAAAGCCACGUUCCUCAAACGCAGAGUCUCUGUACUAG